AUGUCGGAUUGUUCAGAGUGCCACGGGCGCGGUUGCGGGCGAUGCAGAGAAGAAGACGCCGACGCCGCCGAAGAUGGAGAACUGAUGGGGCACGUCGCGGAGGCGGCCGCCUCGGCGAUAGGUCGCAUCCGGCGCGCGCACGAUCGAAACCUGCUCGCGGGGAUAAAGCGUCGAGCGGCCCGGGAAGCGGAGUGCGAGCUCAUCGCGACCUUGCUCGCACCUGUAAAACGAUCAAAGAUUACGACCGCUAAGGAGCCCUACUACACGCGCGCUGAUCUCGGCAUCGUUGCUCCGAUUAAACGCCCCGUCCGCGAGUGCGCGAAGUCGAUGGCGAUGAUUCGCGCACUACCUCCCGAGACCCGCGACAAGGACAUGAUCACGUACACGCGCCUCACGAUCGAUGAGUUCGACGCUCUAUUAAGCAAGCGACACGCGACUCAGACGCGGGAGGACGGCGAGCUCAUGACCCUAGCCGAGGCGCUCGCCCUCCCGCUAAACAUCCCGCGGAUGGGCCGCGUGCCCCGCACUCCGGCGGAGCGCGACGUUCGCGCGAAAAUGCGGAAGAAAAAAAAGCGUCUGACUCCGGAAGACGAACUCUUCCUCUUCCUCUACGCGGUGACGUCGAACAUCACGUGGAAACGCGUCGCGCUCGAGUUCGGAAUCAGCGAGACGCUGAUAGGGAACACGUACCCGCAUGUCGCGGAGAAUCUCGUGCUCGUGCUGAUCGAUGGGCCGGAUAAGACGGUGGAAUGGCCGAGCGAGGAGGAAAGAUAG
This is a messenger RNA of Micromonas pusilla CCMP1545, 774 nucleotides long. RefSeq lists its product as uncharacterized. The transcript has a single exon. The record is from RefSeq and is a predicted model, not a curated record. NCBI's taxonomy places the organism in Eukaryota, Viridiplantae, Chlorophyta, Mamiellophyceae, Mamiellales, Mamiellaceae. The coding region runs from base 1 to 774 and encodes 257 amino acids.